AUGUGCUGUUUCUCAUAUAAAGGUACCUCAGUCACUAGGGUGACGGCAACAGACGCAGAUGACCCAGUCUAUGGAAACAGUGCUAAACUUGUGUACAGCAUACUGGACGGACAGCCUUACUUCUCCAUAGACCCCAACACUGGUGAGUGGAUUGCCAUGGUGAAAUACUAAAUCAAAACAAAGUUUAUUUGUCACAUGCACAGGAUAUAGAGGGUGUAAACAGUACAGUGAAAUGCUUACUUGCAGCUUUUUCUUCAACAGCGCAAAAUAAAUGUAAACUUCAGGGUCAUGACAUGUAACCUUGUUGACCCUGAACAGAUACAAUCCUUUCUCCACGGUUUGAUGGCAGUCAAAACAUCACAAGUGUUGUUUCAGCUAAAUGUACAGAUUGAAUACAUAUUAUCCAUACAUGGACAAUUACUCAGCAUACAGAUUAUAGUUGCAUUUUGAGGAUAUAACUCCCAACAAGAUAUUCAAGGACUGUUACAUUUAAAUGACAGUGCUAUCUUUUUUAAUUCCAUCUGCCGUCUGCUUAUUCUUCAACCUUGACUCUGUUGUUUUCCUAAUUGCAUUUUCAGCCGACUUGUUAACAGUGUGUCUGUAAGCAACAUGAUUAAAUAAUGGUGAAAUUACAUUAAUAAGCAAUGCGAUGGAAAUCAACUGCUCACAAUUUGGAAAAACAACAUAUAAUAAACAAGCUCUAAAAACGUCAAAACCGUAUGUACAUAAUACAUAUGAAGACGUAGCUUUACAUAUAAAAACCCUGUUUCCUUCUCAACAACAUUAUGCAUUUUAAUCACUCACCUCUACCAUAAUAAAAUGGAGAAGUUAUAGUGAAUCUAUGAAAGGACCAUUUGAGGAUCAGCGUGUACGCUUUGCAUGAUUACUGAGCACAUGCAGAUGGCUCAUUCAAGUGAGCCAGAUGUGUUAAUGAAUGUUAAUGACAAGUAAAAGGUAAGGGAAAAACAAACAUUAUAAUCCAUUUGACACUUCCAACACCAGGAAGGAAAUGAAAUGCAUUUGAUAAAUAAAUAAACAUCAUGCCCCAAUCCAUCACUUGGUUAAUGGAUGGUAGAAAAUAUCUUAGCAAAUAUCUAUGGAAAUGAGUGUUUGUCUUUCCACCCUUUUCAGUGAUUAGGAAUUAAUUUGAAUAGCUAACGAUGAUCAACAGAGAUGACAGUAGAGUGAGUAACAGAGGAUGACUGAAGUGUGUGUGCAUGUGUGUUUGGUGUGGUGCGUGCGUGUGUGUGUUUGUGUGUGUGUAUGUGUGUCUGCGUGCACUUUUUUUAGGGAGAGUUGUUUUUACCUGCUUCAAAGUCAUAUGCAUAGUGUAAAAAACAUUUUUCAAGACAGUGUAGCAUACAUGUUAUUACUCUGAUAAUACAGUCUAAAUCACCCCCCCCCCCCCCCCCCCCCCCCCCCCCCCAACAAUAGUGAAAAAAUAUAUUUUUUUAAGUGGUGCAGUGAGAAUAUGUGAAUUAAUCUCUUAGCUGAGAGUGCAUUGUCUCAGGCAUAAUAUGACCAAAGCUGUCAGGCCAAAAAAUACCUUCAUUUAUUUGAUUAUCCUGCAGGCCUCUGUUUUCUGAGUGGAUUAUCCUUGCACUGAGCUCUUCUUAUUCUGCACUGUGCCACUGCAGCCAAUAAGGUCCAUUCUGCAUACAAUAUAUUUUUUUAUACAGUAUAUACAGUGGGGAGAACAAGUAUUUCAUACACUGCCGAUUUUGCAGGUUUUCCUACUUACAAAGCAUGUAGAGGUCUGUAACUUUUAUCAUAGGUACACUUCAACUGUGAGAGAUGGAAUCUAAAACAAAAAUCCAGAAAAUCACAUUGUAUGACUUUUAAGUAAUUAAUUUGCAUUUUAUUGCAUGACAUAAGUAUUUGAUCACCUACCAACCAGUAAGAAUUCCGGCUCUCACAGACCUGUUAGUUUUUCUUUAAGAAGCCCUCCUGUUCUCCACUCAUUACCUGUAUUAACUGCACCUGUUUGAACUCGUUACCUGUAUAAAAGACACCUGUCCACACACUCAAUCAAACAGACUCCAACCUCUCCACAAUGGCCAAGACCAGAGAGCUGUGUAAGGACAUCAGGGAUAAAAUUGUAGACCUGCACAAGGCUGGGAUGGGCUACAGGACAAUAGGCAAGCAGCUUGGUGAGAAGGCAACAACUGUUGGCGCAAUUAUUAGAAAAUGGAAGAAGUUCAAGAUGACGGUCAAUCACCCUCGGUCUGGGGCUCCAUGCAAGAUCUCACCUCGUGGGCCAUCAAUGAUCAUGAGGAAGGUGAGGGAUCAGCCCAGAAAUACACGGCAGGACCUGGUCAAUGACCUGAAGAGAGCUGGGACCACAGUCUCAAAGGAAACCAUUAGUAACACACUACGCCGUCAUGGAUUAAAAUCCUGCAGCGCACGCAAGGUCCCCCUGCUCAAGCCAGCACAUGUCCAGGCCCGUCUGAAGUUUGCCAAUGACCAUCUGGAUGAUCCAGAGGAGGAAUGGGAGAAGGUCUAAACUCCACUAAACUCCACUUGCCGUGUUUGGAGGAAGAAAAAGGAUGAGUACAACCCCAAGAACACCAUCCCAACCGUGAAGCAUGGAGGUGGAAACAUCAUUCUUUGGGGAUGCUUUUCUGCAAAGGGGACAGGACGACUGCACUGUAUUGAGGGGAGGAUGGAUGGGGCCAUGUAUUGCGAGAUCUUGGCCAACAACCUCCUUCCCUCAGUAAGAGUAUUGAAGAUGGGUCGUGGCUGGGUCUUCCAGCAUGACAACGAUCCGAAACACACAGCCAGGGCAACUAAGGAGUGGCUCCGUAAGAAGCAUCUCAAGGUCCUGGAGUGGCCUAUCCAGUCUCCAGACCUGAACCCAAUAGAAACACACAGCCAGGGCAACUAAGGAGUGGCUCCGUAAGAAGCAUCUCAAGGUCCUGGAGUGGCCUAGCCAGUCUCCAGACCUGAACCCAAUAGAAAAUCUUUGGAGGGAGCUGAAAGUCCGUAUUGCCCAGCGACAGCCCCGAAACCUGAAGGAUCUGGAGAAGGUCUGUAUGGAGGAGUGGGCCAAAAUCCCUGCUGCAGUGUGUGCAAACCUGGUCAAGACCUACAGGAAACGUAUGAUCUCUGUAAUUGCAAACAAAGGUUUCUGUACGAAAUAUUAAGUUCUGCUUUUCUGAUGUAUCAAAUACUUAUGUCAUGCAAUAAAAUGCAAAUUAAUUACUUAAAAAUCAUACAAUGUGAUUUUCUGGAUUUUUGUUUUAGAUUCCGUCUCUCACAGUUGAAGUGUACCUAUGAUAAAAAAUUACAGACCUCUACAUGCUUUGUAAGUAGGAAAACCUGCAAAAUCGGCAGUGUAUCAAAUACCUGUUCCCCCCACUGUAUAUUUUAUUCUCUGUAAUACUACUAGCCACCUAACAAUUUUAUGAAGUUGGCUUUAGCUUGUCCAGAUACGUUCCCAAUCUCCCAACCUCAUAACUAGCUACCAAGAAGCCAUUUCAGGCUAUCAAUCAAGUUACAGCAGCUAGCUUGUCUAACUAUCUUAGCUGGCAUGCCUGCUGGCAAGGUUGGUAGACUUAAGAAAAGCAAGCAAAAUACUAAAUGCACUGAGUAAGACUCACAUUCCAUUCAGUCUUUUACCCAGAUUUUAGCAGAGAUGCAGAGAAUCAUGUUUAGCUUCUUUAAAAAAAUAACCACCAGUCAGGAGGAUAUAGACAGCUCAAUAGGUAUGCUUAGAUAUGCAGAAAAAUAUACAUAUUUUUUCACAUAAAAUUAAGCAUAAUAAUUAAGGCUCUAGAUUGCAGGUGUUUGAAAAAAAUUCUCCACCCCUCAGCCAUCCUCACGUACUUUGUGUCCCCUCAGAUUUCUGGGGUGCAUGAUGCACCUGGACAGCAUAAUUCCCAUUCAAUCAGAAUACAAAUUACUUGCAGACAGCAGUACAACACUCCAGCAAACAAACACAUUGAUUUGCAAUGCCAUCCACAGAAUCAGAGCUUCUCUCCAGGUGUUCUGUCCGAAAUUCCACUGCUGUUUAAUAAAAUAAGUGCUUAAAAGUUUGUUAUGAAGGAUACUGCAACACUCUUAAAGGUGCAAUGAAACAAUCAUGUAAAGCGUUAUGAAUGCCUUUGUAUACCCCAUUCAAAUUAUUUAUGUGUAUGUUCAUUUUUUGCAAUAACAAUAUAUUUGAUGUAAAAAUGUUUGCUUUCAGCGAUCAUUAAAAUUGCUUUACAUGGGAUGGAUCGAGAGAUGCGAGAGGAGUACCUAGUCGUCAUUCAAGCAAAAGACAUGGGUGGUCAUAUGGGAGGGUUGUCAGGGACAACAACAGUUACUGUCACACUAACAGAUGUCAAUGAUAAUCCGCCAAAGUUCUCAAAAAGUAAGCUAAAUGUCAAAUUCUUUCUUCAUAUACUAUAUUGUUAAAACCCAUUAUUGAUAAAUCUGAAUGUACAGUGAGGGAAAAAAGUAUUUGUUCCCCUGCUGAUUUUGUACGUUUUCCCACUGACAAAGAAAUGAUCAGUCUAUAAUUUUAAUGGUAGGUUAAUUUGAACAGUGAGAGACAGAAUAACAACAAAAAAAUCCAGAAAAACGCAUGUCAAAAAUGUUAUAAAUUGAAUUGCAUUUUAAUGAGUGAAAUAAGUAUUUGACCCCCUCUCAAUCAGAAAGAUUUCUGGCUCCCAGGUGUCUUUUAUACAGGUAAUGAGCUGAGAUUAGGAGCACACUCUUAAAGGAAGUGCUCCUAAUCUCAGUUUGUUACCUGUAUAAAAGACACCUGUCCACAGAAGCGAUCAAUCAAUCAGAUUCCAAACUCUCCACCAUGGCCAAGACCAAAGAGCUCUCCAAGGAUGUCAGGGACAAGAUUGUAGACCUACACAAGGCUGGAAUGGGCUACAAGACCAUCGCCAAGCAGCUUGGUGAGAAGGUGACAACAGUUGGUGCGAUUAUUCGCAAAUGGAAGAAACACAAAAUAACUGUCAAUCUCCCUCGGCCUGGGGCUCCAUGCAAGAUCUCACCUCGUGGAGUUGCAAUGAUCAUGAGAAUGGUGAGGAAUCAGCCCAGAACUACACGGGAGGAUCUUGUCAAUGAUCUCAAGGCAGCUGGGACCAUAGUCACCAAGAAAACAAUUGGUAACACACUACGCCGUGAAGGACUGAAAUCCUGCAGCGACCGCAAGGUCCCCCUGCUCAAGAAAGCACAUAUACAGGCCCGUCUGAAGUUUGCCAAUGAACAUCUGAAUGAUUCAGAGGAGAACUGGGUGAAAGUGUUGUGGUCAGAUGAGACCAAAAUGGAGCUCUUUGGCAUCAACUCAACUCUGUGUAUUUGGAGGAGGAGGAAUGCUGCCUAUGACCCCAAGAACACCAUCCCCACCGUCAAACAUGGAGGUGGAAACAUUAUGCUUUGGGGGUGUUUUUCUGCUAAGGGGACAGGGCAACUUCACCGCAUCAAAGGGACGAUGGACGGGGCCAUGUACCGUCAAAUCUUGGGUGAGAACCUCCUUCCCUCAGCCAGGGCAUUGAAAAUGGAUCGUGGAUGGGUAUUCCAGCAUGACAAUGACCCAUAACACACGGCCAAGGCAACAAAGGUGUGGCUCAAGAAGAAGCACAUUAAGGUCCUGGAGUGGCCUAGUCAGUCUCCAGACCUUAAUCCCAUAGAAAAUCUGUGGAGGGAGCUGAAGGUUCAAGUUGCCAAACGUCAGCCUCAAAACCUUAAUGACUUGGAGAAGAUCUGCAAAGAGGAGUGGGACAAAAUCCCUCCUGAGAUGUGUGCAAAGCUGGUGGCCAACUACAAGAAACAUCUGACCUCUGUGAUUGCCAAAAAGGGUUUUGCCACCAAGUACUAAGUCAUGUUUUGCAGAGGGGUCAAAUACUUAUUUCCCUCAUUUUUUUGUUGUUAUUCUGUCUCCCACUGUCCAAAUAAACCUACCAUUAAAAUUAUAGACUGAUCAUGUCUUUGUCAGUGGGCAAACGUACAAAAUCAGCAGGGGAUCAAAUACUUUUUUCCCUCACUGUAUUUGAUGUUCUUUUGCUGCGUAAUGUUUUUUCAUGAAUUUCCACAAUAAUCAGAAUUGUACUAGUUAUAUAGAUGCAUAGAUAAGGAUACAUCUACUGUUAGGGUGAAAUAAUCAUUAUGUCCUAUUCUUCAGGUCUGUACGAGUUUGUGAUCCCAGAGGACCUUGGCAUUGGUAAACCUGGUGGCAAGGUAAAGGCAAAUGAUAGAGACAUUGGCGAGAACGCCAAAUCAACGUACAACAUCAUCGACGGUGAUGAGAAGGACGUCUUCGAGAUCACUACAGAUGCCCAGACUCAAGAGGGGAUCCUUCGGCUAAAGAAGGUAAGAACCUGACGCAAACUCCUCUGUCCUAAGGUUCCACCAACAACCACAUAUCCUUAACAGCUUGAACUUAAACAAGGUCCAAAUAGUAGGUUGCAAGACGUGGUAUCAAAGGAGGUAGGUCGUUCAUACAAGCUACAGAUCAGAGCUAUAUAUCUAGACUGAUUUAAUUUAAAUUGACCAUGAAAAAAAUAAAUGCUAUAGUACUACAUAUACUGUAUGCUGCAAAGCAGUUUCAAUGGCAAAGAUGCAUAAAGAUUGCGGCCCCGUGUACUUACCACAAACGCUUAAUUUGCUAAGUUCGCCUUGUUGUACAGUGCUCUCCGUUACAAUUUUUUGUAUUGGCAUUAGCACAGUAUACAUGAUCCCAAUUCUAGCUCCAAUACGGCGGAAAAGUAGAUUGUGCUGUUUUAUAGGCACACUGACGUAGUUAAAAAAGUAUGUGGGUAGCACGCAAACAAAAACAUCAUAUCUGAAUUCCUCCAUCUUAAUUCACCUUCACCAUUGAAUUGAUCUAUAUAUAUCAAAAACAGCUACCAAAUUAACACUGAUUAAAUGUACGAAAGGGAAAACAAAUUAUAUGGCAUGUUUGCCUCCAGCAAUCUAAAUAUUUACUCUUACACCACAAUAUACAGUAUCACAAUUUUUCCGUAGAACUGCGAUGAUAGAAGAAGGAGGUACUUCAGGCCUGAAGUAUUCAAGUGUAUACAUGAGUGAUGGAUGUGUGCUCACGUCUUGACUCAUGGUUAGUUUAAUGUCUCGAGUUAGAGCUAUAGAUCAUUCAAGCGUGAUAGUAUGUCAUUGCAUUUGGAUGCUAAAUGACAUUACAUUAGGACGUCCACUGUGACUUCCUGUAACUAUGAACAAACUAUUGGAUGAAAUUAAAUAAUAUUUUUUUGAUGAUCUGCCUGGAAUAGAUUAUACUCUACUAAACAAAACAGACGGCUUGAGAACAAACUAGACAUGAUCAAUAAGACCUUUGAGAUACUUCCCUCUAGUAUUGCACAGUGACAGCAGUGCUGUGGCUCUGCCUCAUCACUUUAUUCUGGUAUACUUGGCCUGGAAUCUCCUGCCUGCAUUGCUAAUAGCAUGAUGGAUGAGAUUGCAUGUGAAAAACAGGAAAUCAACUGCCUACUCUCUUCUCACCUCUACAUCUCCAGAUGGUGAAGUUCAGAUUACUUUAGCAGAACUGGUAUUUCUGCAUCCGUUCUGCACUCUGAACAACAUUUUCUUGGUUUCAGAGCCCUGUUGCACCAGCUUGUGGAUGUUUUCUUAGCCGAUGUGGAAGAACAAAGGAUUAAAUGGAGCAAUAGCACCACGACACCCCCAACAACAAAAAUAGCUCUAUAAACUGCUGUCAAAUACCAAGUGCAAAUUAUGAAAGAUUCUUUGCGGCAAGGUUAAAAAAUAUUGAUCUAAACACGACUGCAGAAGCACAAACUAGGAAGUGGCUUUGUUGUUUUGGGUUUAAGCUUUUUAUCUCCCACCCCUCAGGCCAAUCGGGGGGUGUUAGUGGGAAGUUCUGCUUCCUCCACCAGCCAGCACUGAACUUUGAUGUCUCUAAAUGGCCUGUGUGUAUACAUACAGAUCCUAUGCUGAGGCUCAUGGGAAUUUGAAGCAUGGCACAGGAGGGCUCUGAGGUGGGGACAUCAACAAGGGACAAGCAUGGGGAAAAUGGAGUGAAAAAGCAGCCCCAUCUUCAUAUGCACAUACUGUAGCAACACAAGCCGGUCUGACACGUCCACUAAGCAUAUGUUCCAUCAAUAUGGAAACUAAAGUGCUGCUCUCUGGAUUACAGCGAGUCAAGUGCUGCAUGAAUUGAACUCCCCCAAAACAAUGAGUAAUGGCAGAGUGUCAUAGAGGGCCAAUUCAAAUAUGGCUGACUCAGUGGAGAGGUCAUAUGUCAUUGAGGAUCAUUUGAGAGGAUAAGAAUAUUAAUACUAUCUUCAAAGUUCUAUUCUGAGGUAAAACUGUGGAGGUAGAGUCGCUUGUUGAAACUACCAUACAGUGAUAAGAGACAAACAAUAUGAACAUACUGCUUUGUUAUAAGAUAUGGUCAACUAUGCAUUACACUUUAAAAGUACAACUAUAACUGCAAUACAGUAAGGAGUCUGACUUGUUAAUUGUUCAUGUAAAACAAAUACAAAAACAGAAUAGAGGUGAUCAGGAAAUAGUGCUGAAUAGUUAGUUUAACUAUUGUGGUAUUCCAUUCUUUAACUGCGGCGUAAUCAUUCUGACAAUUGACCCCUGUCCACUUUUAGCCCUGGGCUCCUUUACACUUGGUAUUAGGCUGGAAUCCUUAGAAACCAAUGUUUGCUCUUGGUCCAGCUGUUCACUCCUCUCAACAUAGAGGAGGAGGAGAAGAAGGUGGGGAGGAGGAGAGAGAGGAAGGGCGGUUAAUAAUGAAAAUGCUCCAAAUAGCUUCUUAGACCGCGGCAGACUGGGCUGCAGGGCCCUCUCCAUACGGGUGCCCUGACGCCAGACGUGUGGACUUCAAAGCCCCCUGUCAGUCCCCGUCCCCAGCUGCUUUUCUCUCACAGCUGGGCCUGCUGCCGGCACUGCCCCAGCGCUGGCCCGACCCAGCCUAGGGGACCACUGGAUUAUUUUUCUUUUUUUGUGAAAAGCUGGAAUAAAUUUUUUGAUCCCUCUGCUAACCCCUCUCAUUCCCAAAGCCAACUCACAUCCCCUCAAGCGGCAAGGCCCAGUUUUGAUUUCCCUAUAAAUCCUGGUUUUGGAGCGUGGAAGUGACUUGAUCCCAUUAUUCUAGUAUUAUAAGAGCGGCCAGAGGUGAUUCAAAAUACAAUUGUGACAGUCUGGGAUGGCUGCAGAGAUGCCAGAGAGUUAAAUUGUGAUGUUUUUACAUGUUGCAAAUAUUCAAUAAUGAGCUGUGUAAAAAAGUAGUGGACAUUGUUUCUCAAUGUCCUUGUGAAAUAGGAAUGAGCCCAACUGUUAUUUCAGGUGUAUGUUUCUUCUCCCUAGGAAAUUGCAUUAUUUUGUUAGAAUUCCUGAAAACACAUCCACUUCUAUUCAUGUGAUGAUAAUGCCUCAAAAAUUGCUAUCCUUCAAAUGAUUGCCGGCAAUAAUUUUGUAACAGUGUUAUCGUCAUGGUAAUGCAGGGCCACAAAAUUAUAUUUUCAGGUAGCACAAACAUACAAAUAACAUUAUUUUCAUUAUUGCCUGACACAUUUGAACCAGAUCUGUGUGAUACCAGAUUAGAUUAACUUUAUUUACAGCCUUAUUCUUUCCUAGAGCCGAUGCCAUGUCACUAUACAAAUUGCUAACACAUGGAUUACUUGAGGUGAGAUUGUGGUUAUUGCUAAUAAUACAAAAUGUUGUUCCACCAUGUGCUUGGAUUAUUUUCCUACAUGUUUUGAGAGGAUCAGAGAUCACACUAUUGCAUUUCAACUCAGAAAGGCUCCAAACUCUUCUCCAUCCACAUCAGGUGCAUUCUUUCCUGCUGCUUUGGACAUCAGUGAGGCAUUUGUUUCUGUCAUUUUCCACAGCUCCUGAACUUUGAGACUAAAAAGUCAUAUACACUGAAGGUGGAGGCGGCCAACAUUCGAUUUGAUCCCAACAGCGGCGUCCCCUUCAAGGAUACAGCCACAGUGAAGAUUGCAGUGGAAGAUUCAGAUGAACCCCCUGUCUUCUCCAAGCCCACAUUUGUCCUGCAGGUGGAUGAGAAUGCCCCCAUCAACACGGUUAUAGGAACGGUCACAGCCCGCGAUCCUGAUGUCACUGGCAGUCUGGUC
Coregonus sp. 'balchen' is the source of this 10055-nucleotide messenger RNA. Lineage: Eukaryota; Metazoa; Chordata; Actinopteri; Salmoniformes; Salmonidae. The record is from the annotation of a GenBank genome assembly.